Messenger RNA from Chlamydomonas reinhardtii, 2114 nucleotides. RefSeq lists its product as uncharacterized. The coding region runs from base 521 to 712 and encodes 63 amino acids. The record is from RefSeq and is a predicted model, not a curated record. Lineage: Eukaryota; Viridiplantae; Chlorophyta; Chlorophyceae; Chlamydomonadales; Chlamydomonadaceae. The transcript has a single exon.
GCGCUUGACGGCAGGCUAAAACGUGCUCGUCGAGGCUCAAGUCACGAAAUUGACCGACCAACAUCCUGCAUACGCGUUGUUUUAGGGCGUCAUCGAUUGCCAUCAACACAGAUAUCUGCAUGAGUGUAAUCAGACUACUAUCUGGCCUGAUAUGGCGUGUCCUGGCGAACGCGACAUGUAGAUGUUUGAGGUGCCCCGGGGUUACUCUAAUGACCUUAUGUGUGGUAUUAGAUGCUAUAUGAAUGGUAAUGGGCUGGGGACACGACCGGCCCCUAGGGCCGUGCGCGAGUUGGACGUUACCGACCAACCUCGCAGCGCCACCUUGCCGGUUCCUAAUGCGCACGCUGCCUAUUAAUUGCUAUUCAUAUUGCUGGGUCCCUUUUUUGGGGCCACGCGGCCACACACCGGUGCUCGCGCAGACCCGGACCUCAACUCGGCGACGCGGCGUUCUUAAGUGGGGGGCCAAAUUCUGUGGGCUGUAUUUACACAACUGGGUCCCUCACGGCUGCCCGGACAGCAAAUGGCCGCGGUUCCGACACAAACGCCGCGGAGCGCACUCCCGUAUGCGGCCCCAGCUAUGUCGCGAGCACGCGCGAUGCUCCUCGCAACAAAGCUGGGUCCCUCACGCCGGCGCCCCGGCCCCGCGCCCCCCCCCGGAGGAUCGCCCGCGCGGCUAAGUCCGGUUUCUAUUAUUAUUCUUCUUAUGAUAUAGGAAUAAUAAUAAUAAUAAUAUGUACGCGGUUCACGAAGGAGGCCGCGUUUCUUAAGGAGGAGUGAGUUUUGCUCACCCCACCAUGUCAAAAGGUGGAAAGUUAGCCUGGAUCGCGAGGGCUGGGGCCAGCAGCCGUGGCGCCGCCAGUGGGACCGACGUGGCGUGAGUUCACAAUCCCCAUUUCGCGCUCAAGGCGGUAGUAGAGAAGGGAUGUGGUGCGCAGGCUGAUGACACUGUGCAUGUGUAUGCGCGAGCAGCAGGAUUUUGCUGAUGUGGUGGUGGCACCCAGCGACCGAAGGAGGGGUUCCAAGGUGUUUGACACAGUGCCGCCGUGGCCCAGCGUCACAAUCUGCUCCUUUUUAUAUACUACUUCCCAGCCUGCAUCCCGCAGGGCGUCGGCUAGGCGAGUGUGCUGGGCUUGUUUCUGGUCACACUUUUCGCUGUGGUGGAGGUCCGAUGUGUAACCAACUUCUAUCAGGUAAACUUUGUGUUGCCGUCGGCCGGCGGUUGUAAGGCCGCGGGGCCCACUAGCCCCCACGUCAGAGCGUGGUAGGGAUGGGAUGAACAGGAUGUCAGGCCUCAUCCUUUUUCGGUCGGCCUCGGGGAUAUUGUUGCGCAGCAUCCAUUUGGGGGGGCAGGUGCCCGCACAGUAUUCGGGGCGUGCAUCUGCACUGCCUGCGUCCAUCAACAUGUACCCGCCACCGUUGGCGCCAUGGUGCAGGCAUUCCGCGAUCAUACGGACGGCGGCAUUGUGUUUGGCGAUGCGGGCCCCAACAAGUUGGGGGUGCGCACAGUGGCCGGCAAGGUGGCCUGCGUUGCCCCGUUCGGGGGGGGAUCCAGCGCGCUGGUGAAUCGGGGCGCAGAGUGCACAUGUGUCACUCGCACGUAGUUUGAACAGCGCAAGCCGGGCGGGGCAGAUGAGGCCUCCCUGCCUGGCAUUCUGGAUGAAGCGUCGGAGGCUGUGCCCAGCGCCGGGGUGCGUCAUGUAGGCGGUGCUGGCCCUAGUGUCCAGGUGUGGGGCGGACUCCGCCCACUUGGUCGUGUAGAGUGUGUGUUUGGAAUGACCGCCAUGGGAGGAAGGGUCUUGUGUUUUCAGGAGGCCCCGAUUGAGGUCCGAGAUGUAGUGCACGGUGGUAGAGCCGUCUUCCCGCGUCCGGGUCGUUGCUGGCCACCAGUGUGCGGCGUGGGGGUUAUUGUCAGCGAGCUCCGAGACGUCAGCCGGUUUAGUGUUUGUAGCUACGUCUGCUGCACCUUUAUCGGCUUCUUCAUUACCGUGCAGACCCGUGUGAGAAACGACUUUGAGGAAAACGGUGUGUGCGUCCCUCUUCGCUCGUGCAUGGAGCAAAUUGGCGAUCGAACUCAACAGUGCCUUAUGUUUGCUCAGGUGUAAGCGACGUGGUUC